AUGUCGCAACUCAUUCCCGGGGCACUCGGUUUGAAAGUUAACCCCGGUAUGCUAGGACAAAUUAGGAAAAUGUCGUCAUUGAGGACUAAUCCAUUUGAGAAACUGAAAAGGUCCCUUAAGGGAACUGACAAACAAUACUUUGCACUUCCCGAUCUUCAGGAUCCACGCUUGUUGGAGCUCCCAUACUCCAUUAGGGUCUUAUUAGAGGCUGCAGUACGCAAUUGCGAUGAGUAUAGCACAACGAGUGGUGAUGUAGAAAAGAUUCUGGGAUGGUCCAAAAACAGCUUAAACAAGACAGAAAUCCCCUUUAUUCCAUCAAGAGUCUUGUUGCAAGACUUCACUGGAGUGCCUACAAUUGUGGAUUUGGCUGCUAUGCGUGAAUUCGUCUCAAAGGCUGGAAAGGAUCCAAAAUGCAUUAAUCCGCUUGUUCCAGUCGAUCUUGUCAUAGAUCAUUCUGUACAGGUAGAUUUUAGCAGAAAUGCCAAAGCUCUGAAAUUGAACCAAGAAACUGAAAUGAGUAGAAACUCUGAAAGAUUUAGAUUCCUCAAGUGGGGAGCACAGACCUUUAAAAAUACCCUAAUUGUACCUCCAGGAUCUGGAAUUGUUCAUCAGGUUAACUUGGAGUUCCUCGCACGUUCCCUAUUUGAAAAGGAUGGAUUAUUGUAUCCAGAUUCAGUUGUCGGAACAGAUUCCCAUACAACUAUGAUUAAUGGUUUGGGAGUUGUUGGUUGGGGUGUAGGUGGUAUAGAGGCUGAAGCCACUAUGCUUGGGCUACCAAUAUCUAUGGUAUUGCCAGAGGUUGUUGGAUUUGAAUUAGUUGGAAGGCCUGCAGAAAAUGUCUUCUCCACUGAUAUCGUGCUUGCAAUAACUUCAAUAUUGCGUUCCGGUCCAGGUGUUGUUGGAAAAUUUGUAGAAUUUACUGGAGAGGGUGUCAAGCAUCUAACUUUGGCUGAUCGUGCCACAAUUGCAAAUAUGGCACCAGAGUACGGAGCCACAAUGGGAUUUUUCCCAAUUGAUGACUUAACGCUCGACUAUUUGAGGCAAACCGGAAGAAGUCCAGAGAGGGUUGAACUCUUGGAUAAAUAUGCACGUGAAAACUGUUUGCAUGCCGGAGCGGCUCCAAACACAACAAUUAAAUAUACAUCUGUUAUCAGGCUAGACUUGAGUACCUUGAAGCCGUCAAUUGCUGGUCCAAAACGUCCUCAGGACAAUAUUGAGGUUACAAAAGUUAAGUCUACCUUUUCAACUCUCCUAACUUCUAAAGAUACUAAGGGUUAUGGAGUAGAAUCUGAUAAUAAGCCUUCCAAAUUCACAUACAAGGGAGAGGAUUAUGAGCUCAACCAUGGAUCCGUUGUUAUUGCAAGUAUAACAUCAUGCACUAAUACGAGCAAUCCUAGCGUUAUGUUAGCUGCUGGUUUGCUAGCCAAGGCUGCAGUAGAACAUGGUCUCUCUGUUAAGCCAUACAUCAAAACUUCACUUUCUCCAGGUUCCAAGACAGUAACAAGGUAUUUGGAAUUGAGUAACUUGAUCGAUCCAUUGGAAAAGCUCGGAUUCUAUAUUGCGGGUUACGGUUGCAUGACUUGCAUCGGUAACAGUGGUGAAUUGGAUCCUGAGGUCUCAGAGUGCAUAAACAACAACUCUCUUGUAGUUGCUUCUGUACUAUCUGGAAACAGAAACUUUGAAGGUCGUGUACACCCACAUACUAGAGCGAACUUUUUGGCCUCCCCACCACUCGUUGUGGCUUAUGCUCUUGCUGGCCGUAUCAAUAUUGAUCUUGCCACUGAGCCACUUGGUGUUAGCAAGAAGACUGGCAAACACGUCUACUUUAAGGAUCUUAUGCCAUCCAAGGAAUUGGUUGCACAGGUGGAGACGGAUCAUGUCAAAGCUGAGCUCUUUAAUGAGGUUUAUCAUAACAUCACCGAGGGUAGUGAUUCCUGGAAGGCGCUAGAAGCUCCAAAGUCUGAAUUGUAUCCAUGGGAUCCAGAAUCAACCUAUAUUCACCAUCCCCCCUUCUUUGCUGAUAUGAGUUUGAAAGAACUCAAACCCGUUUCUCCCAUCAAGGACGCCUCUGUAUUGCUUUACCUAGGAGAUAGUAUUACUACUGAUCACAUUUCCCCGGCUGGGAACAUUGCAAAGGGAUCAGCUGCAGCACAAUUUUUGACUAGCAAGAAUGUUCUGCCAAAGGAUUUCAAUUCUUACGGAUCAAGGAGAGGAAAUGAUGAAGUUAUGGCCAGAGGUACAUUUGCAAACAUAAGGCUAUCGAAUCUUUUAUGUCCAAAUCAAGGGCCAAAAACUAUACAUCAUCCUACCGGUCAACUUAUGAACAUAUUUGACGCAUCCCAACUAUACAAGAACAGCAACACAAAUCUAAUCGUAGUUGCUGGAAAAGAGUAUGGUACUGGAAGUUCACGCGAUUGGGCAGCAAAGGGACCAGCAUUGCUUGGAGUCCGUGCUAUCAUUGCAGAAUCAUUCGAAAGAAUUCAUAGAACAAAUCUAGUUGGUUGCGGAAUUCUUCCUCUACAGUUUAUGGACGGACAAAAUGCUGCCUCCCUCGGAAUCAAGGGAACUGAGAAAUUCACCAUUGAAAUCACAAAAAAACUUGGCCCAGGUGAAGUCGUAAACGUGGUCACAGAUACCGGACUCUCAUUCCAAACAAAAUGCAGAAUAGAUACACAAAUCGAGGGGGAAUAUUAUGCCCAUGGAGGUAUUCUACAGUAUGUUCUCAGGAAAAUCUGUAACUAG
Theileria equi strain WA is the source of this 2742-nucleotide messenger RNA. Its product is annotated as aconitate hydratase, putative. Gene Ontology annotation, cellular component: cytosol; mitochondrion. The transcript is spliced from 5 exons. Gene Ontology annotation, biological process: tricarboxylic acid cycle; citrate metabolic process. The coding region runs from base 1 to 2742 and encodes 913 amino acids. Lineage: Eukaryota; Apicomplexa; Aconoidasida; Piroplasmida; Theileriidae. The record is from RefSeq and is a predicted model, not a curated record. Gene Ontology annotation, molecular function: 4 iron, 4 sulfur cluster binding; aconitate hydratase activity.